Pan troglodytes (chimpanzee) is the source of this 1388-nucleotide messenger RNA. It is a transcript of the gene TNFSF12, whose product is annotated as TNF superfamily member 12. The record is from RefSeq and is a predicted model, not a curated record. Gene Ontology annotation, cellular component: membrane. Gene Ontology annotation, biological process: immune response; extrinsic apoptotic signaling pathway. Gene Ontology annotation, molecular function: receptor ligand activity; tumor necrosis factor receptor binding. The transcript has 7 exons. The coding region runs from base 95 to 847 and encodes 250 amino acids. NCBI's taxonomy places the organism in Eukaryota, Metazoa, Chordata, Mammalia, Primates, Hominidae.
CUCCCCGGCCCGAUCCGCCCGCCGGCUCCCCCUCCCCCGAUCCCUCGGGUCCCGGGAUGGGGGGGCGGUGAGGCAGGCACAGCCCCCCGCCCCCAUGGCCGCCCGUCGGAGCCAGAGGCGGAGGGGGCGCCGGGGGGAGCCGGGCACCGCCCUGCUGGUCCCGCUCGCGCUGGGCCUGGGCCUGGCGCUGGCCUGCCUCGGCCUCCUGCUGGCCGUGGUCAGUUUGGGGAGCCGGGCAUCGCUGUCCGCCCAGCAGGAGCCUGCCCAGGAGGAGCUGGUGGCAGAGGAGGACCAGGACCCGUCGGAACUGAAUCCCCAGACAGAAGAAAGCCAGGAUCCUGCGCCUUUCCUGAACCGACUAGUUCGGCCUCGCAGAAGUGCACCUAAAGGCCGGAAAACACGGGCUCGAAGAGCGAUCGCAGCCCAUUAUGAAGUUCAUCCACGACCUGGACAGGACGGAGCGCAGGCAGGUGUGGACGGGACAGUGAGUGGCUGGGAGGAAGCCAGAAUCAACAGCUCCAGCCCUCUGCGCUACAACCGCCAGAUCGGGGAGUUUAUAGUCACCCGGGCUGGGCUCUACUACCUGUACUGUCAGGUGCACUUUGAUGAGGGGAAGGCUGUCUACCUGAAGCUGGACUUGCUGGUGGAUGGUGUGCUGGCCCUGCGCUGCCUGGAGGAAUUCUCAGCCACUGCGGCGAGUUCCCUCGGGCCCCAGCUCCGCCUCUGCCAGGUGUCUGGGCUGUUGGCCCUGCGGCCAGGGUCCUCCCUGCGGAUCCGCACCCUCCCCUGGGCCCAUCUCAAGGCUGCCCCCUUCCUCACCUACUUCGGACUCUUCCAGGUUCACUGAGGGGCCCUGGUCUCCCCGCAGUCGUCCCAGGCUGCCGGCUCCCCUCGACAGCUCUCUGGGCACCCGGUCUCCUCUGCCCCACCCUCAGCUGCUCUUUGCUCCAGACCUGCCCCUCCCUCUAGAGGCUGCCUGGGCCUGUUCACGUGUUUUCCAUCCCACAUAAAUACAGUAUUCCCACUCUUAUCUUACAACUCCCCCCACCGCCCACUCUCCACCUCACUAGCUCCCCAAUCCCUGACCCUUUGAGGCCCCCAGUGAUCUCGACUCCCCCCUGGCCACAGACCCCCAGGGCAUUGUGUUCACUGUACUCUGUGGGCAAGGAUGGGUCCAGAAGACCCCACUUCAGGCACUAAGAGGGGCUGGACCUGGCGGCAGGAAGCCAAAGAGACUGGGCCUAGGCCAGGAGUUCCCAAAUGUGAGGGGCGAGAAACAAGACAAGCUCCUCCCUUGAGAAUUCCCUGUGGAUUUUUAAAACAGAUAUUAUUUUUAUUAUUAUUGUGACAAAGUGUUGAUAAAUGGAUAUUAAAUAGAAUAAGUCAUA